AUGUUGUUCUUGGUGGAGAAUGCGCAGGCGCGGCGUCAGCCGUUGCGUGUUGAGAAAACAAGGGUGUCGGAUGACUGGAGGGAUUCUGCGCAUGCGCGCGCGGACGGUAGGCGCGCCCUUGUCAGAGCCGCCGCCGCCGCGGCCACCACCACCACCGCGAGUACGGGCACUCGUGCCGGUAUCCCCCGCUGCGGCGGCCGCCGGAAGUCACGUCCCCCCAGCCUGUGUUGCACCUCACUCCACUCCACCCCCGCCCUGGACAGAGGCCAGGCGGCGCACCACCACUUUGCAUACCGCGCUCAUUCGUAUGCCGGGCGCAGAAUACCUUCCUGCUCCUUCUGGUUCUUUCCCAGCGAACGCAUAUCUGUUUACAACAGCGAGGCGGAGCUGGUGCACCUGCGCGCGGAGCUGGUGGAGGCGGUGGCGCGGCGCGGCUCGCUGGAGGAGGAGCUGCACGCGCUGCUGCUGCGGCUGCAUGCCAUCCAGCUCCAGAGACUGCCCGGCGCCGCGCCGCUGGACGCCGACGCAGAGCGCAUCCGCCGCCGCCUCGAGGAGGAGCUGCAGAGGUCGCCCUCCCGCCAGCAGCGCUCCAAUAAGGAUGGCAGUCUUCAACUGGGCUUAGCUGAAGUAGCAACAUUACAGAGUGAAGCAGUACAACUGAGACGAGAGAAUACUGCUCUGCGCAACACACUUCUUGCACUCCACUCCGAGCUCUAUGGUGCUAAAUUAGCUGCCAAGUAUCUUGAUAAGGAACUGGCUGGCAGGAUCCAGCAGCUCCAAUUGUUGGGACGAGAGAUGCGUGGUGAAAUACGAGAUAAACUGUGGAGGCAGCUUGAGGCAGAGAUACUACUGCAUAGGCACAAAACGGUUGUAAGGGCAUGUCGAAGUCGGAAUGCUGGAUCAGGUUCCUCUGGUCCACCACUGAAUACCUCCCAGUCGCAUUCACAGCCACAGCAGCAUCAGCCAUCAUUGCCACAACAACAAGAACAGAACCAGCAUCAGCAACAACACCAGCAGCAAGAACAGCAGGAACAGCAGCAGUCCAGUGCAUCAGAGAAGGCUGCUGCAGAAGUAGCCAGCACUAGCUGUGGGUCACAGGGAAUUGGUGAGCCACGGACUGUUACUGUGCGGAGGGAGCCAGGUGAAGGCCUUGGGAUAUCCAUCACGGGUGGAAGGGAGCAUGGAGUUCCAAUUCUCAUAUCUGAACUAGACCCUGAUGGACCUGCAGCAAGAUGUGGCAACCUAUAUGUAGGUGAUGCAGUGCUGUGUGUUAAUAGUAUUGAUCUCAGACAGGCUUGCCACCAAGAGGCCGUGGAAAUCCUAUCAGCCCAAACAGGUGAUAUCACUCUUGAAGUACAAUAUGUAUCAACUGAAGACAGUGAUGAAGACAACUCCCUGGGAGAAGAUUUAUAUGGAUUUCGGUACAGAUUUUUUGAUGAUGAGGUUCUAGAUGGAAGCGAUCCUGUCACCCUGCAUCCAUUACAGAAUGGUUAUAUCAGCUAUAAAAAUAAUACUGAUUGUGCGUUAAUAACAACACCUACUGCACCAAGGACACCAGAAUCACCAAAUGAACAAAACAGGAAUUACUCAGACUGCAGCAUCCCGGGAAGUCCAUUGAUGAAUGAAAAGGAACAGCUUGAGCCACAUUCUGCUGGAGACCCUGAAGCUGGCUUUGCAGAACAGCUUUCAUCUUCUUUUGCUGUUAGCUGUUCCACAAAUUCUCCUAGCCACUCAGAUACAAAUUUCUCUGCUGUGAACAUGGAUCCUUCUCCAUAUUCACCAAUGCAAGUUUCAACAGAUGGCAGGUCAUCUGUGAGUGAAGAUUCAUUGGUCAGGAGUCCUAUUAAAGACCACACGGGCCAAAAUUACUACAAAGAUAGUGACACAAGCAUCUCUGUUCCAUCAACUCCGAACAACAAUAAUAACAGACAGUCUGUCACUAAUGAAGAUGACAAGUACAAUUUGAUGAACAUUGGUGUCACCACAUUACAACAUAUAUUUGGAAACACAUUCCCUAAUCCCUCUGCAUCACCAGACACAAAAAACCACAUUUCAUCUGAUGCAGUAGACGGUGUUUCACUAGGAAGUGUUAUUCUUGAUUCAAAUAAGAACAGUUUAGAGAAUACUGCUACCACUGGUGCCAAACAUGAUGAUGUCCAGAGACAUUCUGCAAAAAUUAAGAAGACCUCUAGUAUAGAUUCAACAAGUGAUCAAUCUCCAGGUGAAACAUCAAGUUUGAUAUCUGAAAAGUGCCGAAGCAAAUCUAGGGAAAGUCAAAAGACUCGAGGGCACAAAAAGCGUUCAGCGGGGACUUCUGUUGUGGAAACCCAUGGACAAAGAACUGGUAGGAGUAGUACAGGGGUAACAAAGUUUGCAGAUACUGGUCACAGAAGUGGGAGGGCCCAACGCCUUGCACAAGACAUCUCUCCUCCUUCAGUUAGUGGAUCUUCUCGCUCUGUGGGUACUGACAGCUUUGGUGACCCUGAUUUUGGUACUCCAGUCUGACACAACUCACAGAAAUGUGAAUUUUGACUGAGCAUAGCAUAUGCUACACCCCGUCCAUGGUGUCCAUCCACUGCCACGUCUACCCUGCUGAACCUAUGGAGGGUGCGGUGAAUCUAGUUUCAGAACUUCCGUUCUGUAGAAUAACAUAUGCUGUGUGCUAGCAACUAUUUGAAAAUGCAUUCCUCCCUCCAUUUCAAGCAGCUGAACCUUAUUUUCCAUAACAUUUUUGAAAAACUUAGUAGUAUAUAUUACCACAGUAUGUUAGGAUUAUAAUACUUAUUUUCAUUCCAUUUGUCUCACUUGAAGGCAAUUUUUGAAGUACAACUGCUUUAGAAGCUUCUCUGAUUAAAUAUAUUUUGGAUACAGUCAUAGCAAGAUUGAGAAUUGUAACUCUGUGGGAUGUACAAUACUGUGUUUGGACACUUAAUAUCUACACAUUUUAUACUUUUACUCUUGUGUUACAUAUGUCAUUAGCCUUUAAAUGAUCCUUGAGGAACUAGAAACUAAGCAGACCUUUUGAAUAAAGUGUUAAUGUUGUUUCAUCAACUGCAGUUGUUUUAAGGUUGCAGUUAUUCGUUUUAUAUCUUCUGUGGUUUCUACUGAAUGGAGCAAUUUUAGCAAUACCUUUGUUCUUCAUUGUGAAGUAAAAGUAAGUAAAUGCAAGUUGUGUAACUCUCAGUUUCUAUUUCUCACAUGAUACAAAUUUUUGAGAGAACAUUUUCUUGGCCAAACUUUCUUGGAAAGCAUUAUUGCAUUUGCAUUCAAUGCAUUUGGCAAAAGCAGUGUAUCAGUUAAAUAACAGGUUAAGUCAUUGAAAAAUAAAUCAGGUUACCUGAUUGAGAAAUAGUGUUUGAGAUUUGCAUAUAGCACAUUAUAUAAAACUAUGCAAUAUGUCUCAUGUAAUUCUUCUCUUAAAUAUAAACAUCUAUCUUUCUCUCUUGUAGGUAAAAUGAUGUAAGGCGUGAUUAUAUAGCACUAAAUUUUGUAAAUAGGAUAUAUUUGUUAAUUUUUAUUUAAGACAGGUUAUUGUGUAUCUCCUGUAGCUCAUUUGUAUUGAAUAGUGUUCUUACUUUAUUUUCAUAUGGACACUGAAAGAGUGAUUACUUGGUGCUCUGUUACUGGUCAGUACUGUUGCCCUUACAGAAACGUCUGUACAACAAUUGCAAAGUGGUAAAGUUCAUUCUGUUUUUAGCAGCUCUUUGUGUGCCUGCACCAUAGCUUUAGCUUGUCAGGUAAAUGAUGAAGUCUGAUUGGAUGCCCAACAUAUGUAAAGGUUACAUUAAUUUAUCUAAAAACAAAGAUGAUGUGACUUACCAAAAGAAAGCACUGGCAGAUUGAUAGACAC
This is a messenger RNA of Schistocerca piceifrons (Central American locust), 3850 nucleotides long. RefSeq lists its product as uncharacterized. The coding region runs from base 1 to 2505 and encodes 834 amino acids. Gene Ontology annotation, cellular component: trans-Golgi network transport vesicle; Golgi apparatus; membrane. The record is from RefSeq and is a predicted model, not a curated record. Gene Ontology annotation, molecular function: transmembrane transporter binding. The transcript is spliced from 9 exons. Lineage: Eukaryota; Metazoa; Arthropoda; Insecta; Orthoptera; Acrididae. Gene Ontology annotation, biological process: negative regulation of protein localization to cell surface.